Molecule: messenger RNA, 2088 nt
Organism: Meleagris gallopavo (turkey)
Lineage: Eukaryota; Metazoa; Chordata; Aves; Galliformes; Phasianidae
Gene: PLPPR3
Product: phospholipid phosphatase related 3
Biological process (GO): phospholipid dephosphorylation; signal transduction; phospholipid metabolic process
Cellular component (GO): plasma membrane
Molecular function (GO): phosphatidate phosphatase activity
Source: RefSeq, a predicted model, not a curated record
CUGCCCUGAGGGUGGCACAACCCCUCCCCGCAUCCUCCACGACCCUGAGUCCCCACCCCACCUGUUGUCACAGCCCCCCCGUAGGGCACCCCCAGGACCAUGAUCUCUCCGAAGGACAAGGCCAAGGCUCCCAAGGACAGCAUGACGCUCCUGCCCUGCUUCUACUUCGUGGAGCUGCCCAUCGUGGCCUCCUCCAUCGUGACGCUGUACUUUCUGGAGCUCACCGACCUCUUCAAGCCGGCCAAGGUGGGCUUCCAGUGCCACGACCGCGCGCUCUCCAUGCCCUACGUGGAGAGCAGCGAGGAGCUCAUCCCAUUGCUCAUGCUGCUCAGCCUCGCCUUCGCUGCCCCUGCCGCCUCGAUCAUGCUCGGGGAAGGUCUGGUGUACUGCCUGCAGUCUCGGCUGAAGGGCCGCACCGGCACCGAGGGCAGCAUCAACGCUGGUGGCUGCAACUUCAACUCCUUCCUGCGCCGCACCGUAAGGUUUGUGGGUGUCCACGUCUUCGGGCUCUGCGCCACUGCGCUGGUGACCGAUGUCAUCCAGUUGGCCACUGGCUACCAUGCGCCCUUCUUCCUGACCGUCUGCAAGCCCAACUACACGCUGCUGGGCACGCCCUGCGAUGCCAACCCCUACAUCACACAGGAUAUCUGUGCUGGCACCGACAAGCACGCCAUCCUAUCUGCCAGGAAGACUUUCCCAUCCCAGCACGCCACGCUGUCCGCCUUCGCCGCUGUCUAUGUGUCGAUGUACUUCAACUCCACCAUCUCGGACAGCACCAAGCUCCUGAAGCCCAUCCUGGUCUUCGCCUUCGCCAUCGCCGCCGGCAUCUGCGGGCUGACGCAGAUCACGCAGUACCGCAGCCAUCCCACUGAUGUCUACGUGGGCUUCCUCAUCGGCGCCGGCAUCGCCGCGUACCUGGCGUACCAUGCAGUGGGCAACUUCCGUGCCCCCGCUGAGAGGAUCCCGAUGCCAGCUCCAGCCAAGGAUGCUCUCCGGGUGUUGACGCAGCGCGGCCACGACGCCGUGUACCAGCAGAACAAAUCAGUGAGCACUGACGAACUGACCCCACGCCUGGAGGAGGAGGAGGCGGCCGUGCGCCCGGUGCCACGCGACAAGAACUCUUUGGGCAGCCUGAAACGCGCCAGCGUGGACGUGGAUCUGCUGGCACCGCGCAGCCCCAUGGCCAAGGAGAACAUGGUGACCUUCAGCAACACGCUGCCCCGCGUCAGCACGCCUUCCAUGGAGGACGCCGCGCGUCGGCACAUGACCAUCCACGUGCCGCUGGACGCCUCGCGCUCCAAGCAGCUCAUCUCCGAGUGGAAGCAGAAGGCGAUGGAGGGUCGCGGGGCGGACGAGGUGGAGGAGGAGGUGCCCCCGGCGCUGUACCCCACGGUUCAGGCUCGCCCCGAGCGCACGGCGUUGGGUCCCAGGGUUCUCCUCCCACCCCGUCCCGGCGCAGCGCCGUUGGUGCACAUCCCCGAGGAGAGCGCGGCGGGCGGCGGCGGGGCCGUGCGGGCCAAGUGGGUGAUGGUGGCUGAGAAAAGCGCGCCUCGCACCGCCAACCCCCGUCUGAUGCAGGUGAUCGCCAUGUCCAAACCGCAGAGCGCGGCUCCCAGCACCCCCAAGCAUUCGGAAACCUCCUCGUCCUCCACCAGCUCCGACUCCUCGCAGUACCGCUCGCCCUCGGAACGCGACAGCUCCAGCAUCGUCACCAUCGACGCUCACGCCCCUCACCACCCCGUGGUGCAUCUCAACGCCGGGAACGGGCCCUGGGAGUGGAAGGCGGCCCCGAAAGGUGCCGAGGAUGGCUACGAGCUGGGCGAGGUGGGGAAGGAGUUUCGUGCCUUCCACCAGGCCAAGAGCGCCGGCGUUUCGCCCGGCUCCUCGCUGAGCGACGUGGAGCAGGAAGAGCCGCGGUACGGCAGCCUGGCGGCCAUCCGAUGGGGCAGCGGGGGGCGCGGAGAGGGGGGGAUGGUGGGGUUGAGGGGGCUGCUGGGUGCUGCCAGCCGUGAGGCCACGCUGCGCAGGAAGGCGGCUGAGCGCGACGUGCUCACGGACUGCGAUGUGCAGGGAUCCCAGCAGGGAUGA